AUGGAAGAGGAGGGAAGUGAAAUGCGUGUGCUGCUGGGCUCUGGAGCGUCCCUGCGCCGGCUGCUGGGGCUUUGGUGGCCCCAGAGGGGGCGUGGCCGCUUCCGGGCUGCCGCCUCCGCCUCUGUGACGCUGCUCUUUCUCGCCUGGCUGCCGUCUUUCACCGCCCUAAAGCUCAUCAUGGACACCUCACAGGAGCUGGACGAGAUAGCACUCUGCUGCCUCGUCAUUUUCGUCUCUUUCGGAUUUGUGACCAAGGUAUCGUUCUUCAUUUACCAGAGUAAUACUCUACACUAUCUGCUGCGAGUGCUGUAUGAAGCCAGGAGAUUCAACAGGCAAGGAAAAGACAGCGAGGACAUCCGCCACCAUUACCAAAGACUGUCACACCACAUGUUCAUCUUUAUGGAGGUGUCCAUGAUACAGGCUCUCGCUGGCUGGGUCUCCACGCCUCUACUGACCCGCGCUUUUCUGACAUCCGACGACGAUUCUGUUGAAUCCUCUCGCCAGUUUCCCGUGCCUCUAUGGUUCCCUGGAAAUAUAUACUUGUCACCAACAUACGAAAUACUUUAUAUUGUUCAGUUCCUCUGUAUAAUAGUGGCGCCUCAAACUUCGAUUUGUAUAGAUGUUUUCUUCAUACACAUGAUGUUGAUGGUUGCAGCAGAGCUAGAAGUUUUGAAUGCCAAUAUUUCUGCUAUGAAGAAAGUUAAACUAAGAUUUCAGAGUUCUGAGUAUCAGGAGCAGAGACCAUGGAAUAAAGAAAAGCAUGAAGAAGUGGACAUUAACGGUUACUCUCUAGUUUCUAACACUGGCAGUUCAUCGACGGAGGAUGUCUUAGACGAAAAUAUGAAUCUGCUACUAGUGAAGAACAUUCAGCACCACCAGAGUGAGAAGUUGAGCAACUCGGCCGUCAGCUGUGACUGGACAGACUGCGACACCCGCUUCAAGAGAAGCCUCUUCGUCUUCUUGACAGUGGCUGGGCGGCCUCUGGAGAUCAUAGUGGGCAAGACGAGCAAGCUGUCGAAGGAGACGCUGGUGCAGGACGUCAGCUUCCUCGUCGCUGGGGCCAGCGACGGCACAGCUGCUGAGAGUCUGCGGGUCGAAAUAGUUUACUCUGGGACAGAGAACUUUAUAAAUAAUAUGGCCUUUUGUAAUUGA
Messenger RNA from Schistocerca nitens (vagrant locust), 1152 nucleotides. RefSeq lists its product as uncharacterized. The coding region runs from base 1 to 1152 and encodes 383 amino acids. Gene Ontology annotation, cellular component: plasma membrane. The transcript is spliced from 5 exons. Gene Ontology annotation, molecular function: olfactory receptor activity; odorant binding. The record is from RefSeq and is a predicted model, not a curated record. Gene Ontology annotation, biological process: detection of chemical stimulus involved in sensory perception of smell; sensory perception of smell. Lineage: Eukaryota; Metazoa; Arthropoda; Insecta; Orthoptera; Acrididae.